AAAAGGGAAGGUCCAUAACUUUGGGGCAGAGAAAUAGAAGGAGGUGUGUGUGUGUGAGAGAGAGAGAGAGUAGUUUGGGGAAUGCAGAAGCGAAAGUGUGUUUCGGUGGUGCAACUGAGGAAGCUUCUUACUGCAGCAAUAUGCUCAAUAGCGUUCAUGGCUCUUGUCUCUGUUCAUGUCCAGCACGUCGUUCCUUCUUCCAAUGAUCAGAAGUUCAAUGACAAGAUCACAACGACUCGAGAUCUGCAAAGGUGGACAAGAGAGCUGGCUCCGCCUCAUUUAUCAAAAGUUCUGUUUCCUCCUCCAAAGUCGAACGUUUCAAGAGGGGUUUCGGAUUAUGAGAAGUUGUGGAAGCCUCCAUCCAAUCGUGGGUAUCUGCCCUGUACAAAGCCUACACCUAAUUAUACAGCUCCUGCUGAGUCAAGAGGAUACCUUCUAGUUCAUACAAAUGGUGGUCUCAAUCAAAUGCGUGCUGGGAUAUGUGAUAUGGUAGCUGUAGCUCGUAUAAUAAAUGCCACUCUUGUAGUUCCUGAACUUGAUAAAAGAUCAUUUUGGCAAGACACUAGCAAUUUCUCUGAUGUUUUUGAUGAAGAGCAUUUUAUACGUUCUCUAGCUAAUGAUGUGAAGAUAAUUAAGAAGCUUCCCCAAGAACUGGUUAAUGAAACCAGAAUUGUGAAGUACUUCAUAAGCUGGUCUGGUAUGGAUUAUUAUGAGAAUGAGAUUGCUACCUUGUGGGAAGAAUACCAAGUUAUUAGAGCAGCAAAAUCUGAUUCACGUUUAGCAAACAACAACCUACCUGCAGACAUUCAGAAGCUUCGCUGCCGUGCUUGUUAUGAAGCUCUCCGAUUUUCACCUUGCAUUGAACAAAUGGGAAAAUUGUUGGUGGAAAGGAUGAGGUUAUUUGGUCCUUAUGUUGCACUGCAUUUACGUUAUGAGAAGGAUAUGCUUGCAUUUAGUGGAUGCACACAUGAUUUAUCUCAAGAUGAGGCUGAAGAGCUACGGAUAAUCAGAGAGAACACUUCAUAUUGGAAAAUAAAGGAAAUUGAUCCCGUAGAACAAAGGUUGAAAGGAUUUUGCCCCUUAACUCCAAAGGAAGUUGGAAUUUUUCUUACUGCUCUCGGAUACCCAUCAAAGACACCGAUAUAUAUUGCAUCUGGAGGGAUAUACGGCGGUGAGUCCCAUAUGGCUGAACUGCGUUCCCGCUAUCCAUUGCUAAUGAGCAAGGAAACAAUGUCUUGGGAUCCAAUUGCAGACUUGAGGCUUACCUUGAAGGAAAAGUUGGCAUCCAUUGAGGAGCUGGAACCCUUUUCUAAUCAUGCAUCUCAAAUGGCUGCUCUUGACUAUAUUGUAUCUAUCGAAAGUGAUGUAUUUAUACCAUCUUAUUAUGGAAACAUGGCAAAGGCUGUUGAAGGUCAUCGUCGAUUUCUUGGACGUGGAAGAUCAAUAUUACCAGACAGGAAAGCCCUUGUUCGUCUUUUUGAUAAACUGGCUCAGGGAACAAUGACCGAGGGGAAAAGUUUGUCAAACAAGAUAAUUGAUCUCCACAGAAGGCGGCUUGGAUCCCCAAGGAAGAGGAAAGGGCCAAUAUCUGGUACAAAGGGCAUGGAUAGGUUUCGGUCAGAAGAAGCAUUUUACUCUAAUUCAUUACCUGAUUGUUUAUGCCGAACCGGGCCGCUGCAUCCAAACACUGCCUCUCACGUUGUUAGAUAGAUGAGAUACGGCUGAAUCUUUUUUCCAGGAAAUAAUCCUUUCGCCAAAGUGUGACCACAACAACAUCUUGUGUAUAGCUGGAAGGUGUUGAAGGAGCAGCGGCAGAGUGUAUAUAUACGUAUCCCUGUCACAUUCUUAAUUUGAAAAGAAAAUAAAGGAGAGGAACAAAACCGGAAGGCCAAAAAUAGAAUAAUCCAUAUUUUGUUUUUAACGUGCAAAACUAUGGAUUGGGAUGAGAUGACACUGGGAUGUGGCUUUGGGAUGAAUAGAUUUGUUAUUUAUUUUGUGGUAGAGUUUUCAGAGAUGGCUCUGAUUCUUUCAUCACACUAGAGAUCAGAAAUUGUUAAACGAAAGAACAAGUUGUUUCUUUUGUUCUUUAGAGUUGUAGUUCUUUUUUGAGAAGGGCUUAGUGCUAGAGUUUCUUUUUUUUUUUCCUUUCAUUUAUCGUUUCUUUGGAGACAAGAAAAUGUAUAAUAUCUAUUUGUUUUAACUCAAUCCUGGCAUGUGGCUAUUGUUCUACUUC
Molecule: messenger RNA, 2233 nt
Organism: Arachis ipaensis
Lineage: Eukaryota; Viridiplantae; Streptophyta; Magnoliopsida; Fabales; Fabaceae
Source: RefSeq, a predicted model, not a curated record